This is a messenger RNA of Acanthoscelides obtectus, 324 nucleotides long. Lineage: Eukaryota; Metazoa; Arthropoda; Insecta; Coleoptera; Chrysomelidae. The record is from the annotation of a GenBank genome assembly.
AUGACUAGACGAAAAAAGAAGGAUGAACAAGAGCAACAAGAAGAUAAAGAUAAAAGUUAUUUAUUCAAGAAUAAUGAAAAUAUUACUAUAGAGCAAGAAGUACAGUACCUGAAGGAGCUAUUAGAAACAAAGAAUGAAAUAAGUUUAGAUAAAGAGAGGUAUAUCAAUCAAUUAGCUAAUGAGAACAGACAUUUACAGGAGGAUUAUGAAUUGACAAUUAGCAGUAUAGUGGAUAAAGAAACCAUAAUCACUUCUUUGGGGGAAAAAAUGAAAGAGUUCAAAAAAUGGAAGCUACUACCUCAUACACCCAUUGUAAUGAUGUAA